AUGAAACUUUUUGCCACCUUUAUCGCCAUCGCCUCCGCCCAGGAGUACAACUACGAGAACCAAAACUACGAAUAUGCUGAUAGCUACGAUUACGGCACUACAACUGUCGCCAAUGAAGCCGUCACUGAGCAGGUUGCCGCCGCUGUUGCUGAUCUCGCCGCCAACGCCGUCGCUGCUGGCCGAAACUACGGUAACAACAAUAACGCCUACCCAGCAAACAACAACUACCCUUCCUACCCUGCCGCAACUGGGCUCCAGUGCUGGCGAUGCGAUGCCGACUCGUUUGAGCUCUGCGAGAGCACUGGCUCCGUCCAGACUUGCCAGGCAAACGAGGGCUCCUGCGAGCUCGAGAUCCGAGAGCGCAACGGUUACAUCAUGCAAAUCCGAACUGGCUGCAAAGCCAAGGACGCUUGCGAAAUGAACAUGGCGCAGAACUUCAAGCAGCAGAAUCCUCACUACACUGAGUGCCGACCGGAACCUGGAUACACUCACUCUGUCUGCCGACAGUGCUGCAGUGAAAACCUCUGCGUCAAGGAACCAAGCUGGUGGUACCCAACUACCCGAACCGAGUGGGCUUACAAAGGCGAAUCUGGUUACUAA
Molecule: messenger RNA, 600 nt
Organism: Oikopleura dioica
Lineage: Eukaryota; Metazoa; Chordata; Appendicularia; Copelata; Oikopleuridae
Source: the annotation of a GenBank genome assembly